Molecule: messenger RNA, 1889 nt
Organism: Pneumocystis carinii B80
Lineage: Eukaryota; Fungi; Ascomycota; Pneumocystomycetes; Pneumocystales; Pneumocystaceae
Exons: 11
Coding region: 26-1843 (605 amino acids)
Biological process (GO): translational initiation
Cellular component (GO): cytosolic small ribosomal subunit
Molecular function (GO): protein binding; tRNA binding; ribosome binding
Source: RefSeq, a predicted model, not a curated record
AAAACACCAAAAAAAAACCAUCUCAAUGGUUCUUACACAAUUUGCUUGUAGAACGUCUCAAUAUAUCAGCUUAACAAAUGGACAUCCUUUAUAUACGCCUUUACCAGGCUUCGAAAGACCAGGAAAAGACAUGAUUUCGUGCUGUUAUGGAGAAGACGGAAGUUUUUUUGCAUGGUCGUCAAUAGAAAAUGUUAAAAUAGUCGAUACAUCUACAGGAGAAUUAGUGAGAAUCUUUGAUAUCCCUAAAGUAUAUGAGUUGAAAUUAUCGCCGAAAAAUAAUUAUAUUGUUACGUGGGAAAGACUGUCGAAAGCAGAAGAUGGAACUGCUAAUGAAAAUCUUAAAAUAUGGGAAAUCUGUACGGGAAAGAAGCUUUAUUCAUUUAUUGAGAAAAGUCAAAUAUCGAAUUUACAAUAUACAACAGAUGAGAAACUUUGUGCGCGAAAAGUAACAAAUGAGAUCCAAUUUUUCGAAUCAACAAAUAUGGAAAAAGGUCCUAUAUAUAGAUUACAUGCUAAUGGAGUAUUUUCAUUUUCAUUGUCGCCAGGAAAAAACAAUGUUAUUGCAGUAUUUAUUCCGGAGACAAAAGGAGCACCAGCAACUGUCUCAAUUUAUAAUAUUCCAACAUUUUCUUUUGUUAUUAGUAAAAAAGCAUUUUAUAAAGCAGAUAGUGUUCAAAUGAAAUGGAAUAAAAUAGGAACUACAUUAAUUAUUUCAACAUCUACAGACGUGGAUAAAACAAAUAAAAAUUAUUACGGAGAAACAAAUAUGUAUAUUUUAAGUGCAAUUAGAAAUUAUGAUUCCAGAAUUAUUUUCGACAAAGAAGGUCCUAUUCAUGAUAUAUCAUGGUCUCCAAAUUCACGCGAGUUUGGAGUAGUAUAUGGGUUUAUGCCUGCUAAAACUACCAUUUUUGAUAGCCAAGCUAAUAUCAUAUGUUCUUUACCGCCUUCACCUCGUAAUACAGUAUUAUUUUCUCCUCAUGAUCGUUUUGUUUUAGUAGCGGGUUUUGGAAAUUUAAAAGGAACAAUUGAUAUCUAUGAUAAAAAAAAGAAAAUGAAGAAAAUAACAACUAUAGAAGCUAGUAACAGUACUGUUUGUGAAUGGAGUCCUGAUGGUAGACAUAUUUUGACUGGAAUAACUAGUCCAAGAUUAAGAGUAGAUAAUGGAGUUAAGAUCUGGCACUAUACCGGUAUCCUAAUGUACGCUGAGGAAAUAAAUGAGCUUUAUGAAGUUUUUUGGCAACCACAAAAUCCAGAAAUUCAUCCAUUUCGUUCAUCUCUUUCUCCUGUACCUGAGCCACAUUCUUCUGCUUCACUCGUAGCCAAUAAAACGCCAGUUAAAUUAAUAGGGGCGUAUAGGCCUCCACAUGCUCGUUCUAGUGCAACGCCUCAAGAAUAUAAAAGAGAAGAUGAAAAAAUUAUAGUUAAUAGUGUUCAAGAAGUAAAAUCUAAAACAAUCUCAAAACAAUUUGUACCAGGAGUGGAUCCUUCAAUGCAAACUCAAGGUUCCAGUAAAGCAGCUUUAAAAAAUAAAAAAAGAAGGGAUGCAGCAAAAAAGGUUAAAGAAUCGAAAGUCAUUAAUGUAAAAAGUACAAAUGGUGUAUCUUUUCAGUCUGUUACCUCGAGUUUGGAACAAUCACACGUUAUUGGAAAUUCUUUAGAUAAUGAAAAUAAGAAAAUUCGUUCAUUACUCAAAAAAUUACGAGCUAUUGAAGAAUUAAAAAUGCAACAGGAAAGAGGAAGUAAACUAGAGGAUACGCAAAUAAAGAAGAUAGCUACAGAAAGCCUAUUAAGGUCUGAAUUGAAAACUUUAGGUUGGGAUGAUAAAUGUAUGAGUAUGAAAUAGUAAAUGUUUAUUCUUCUAUUUUGAUUUAUGAAAACUAAGCGUAUAA